AAUCGUUCGUUUCAUUUCAUUCAUUUGUGUAUGUGGCAGCCGCGGGUGCAUUAUUCGUCAUUUGUCGUUACAAAUUGUAAAAAGAAUAAUCGUACAGUUUUUCUUCAUGUAGACACAAGUAAAUUCAGCUCCGCGAUAUUUAGGCAUCGCUGUAAGGCCGGUUUGAUUUAGAUAAAGUAAAGUACAUCGCAGCCAUGGCACAGGUUUUGCCUAUACGUUUCCAAGAGCAUUUACAGCUCACAAAUGUUGGAAUCAAUCCAGCUUCAAUAUCUUUCAAUACUCUCACAAUGGAGUCUGACAAGUUCAUCUGCGUCAGAGAAAAGGUCGGUGAAACAUCUGAGGUGGUCAUAAUUGACAUGGCUGACCCUACCAACCCUAUACGGAGGCCUAUCAGUGCCGACUCUGCCAUCAUGAACCCAGCAAGCAAAGUUAUCGCUCUCAAGGGAAAGGCUGGUGUGGAAGCUCAAAAGACGCUCCAGAUAUUUAAUAUCGAAAUGAAGUCCAAGAUGAAGGCGCAUACUAUGACUGAAGACAUCGUGUUUUGGAAGUGGAUUUCCUUGAAUACCCUGGCGCUGGUCACCAGGGUUUCUGUGUACCAUUGGUCGAUGGAGGGCGAUUCUACUCCCGUGAAAAUAUUUGAUAGACAUUCAUCACUAGCCGAUUGUCAGAUCAUUAACUACAGGACGGAUCCCAAACAACAGUGGUUGUUGUUAGUUGGUAUUUCGGCGCAACAGAAUCGUGUGGUUGGCGCAAUGCAGCUGUAUUCUGUGGAACGCAAGUGCUCGCAACCUAUCGAGGGCCACGCGGCCUCUUUUGCAACAUUCAAAGCCGAGGGCAACGCUGAACCCUCUACCCUCUUCUGUUUCGCUGUGAGGACCGCGCAAGGAGGGAAACUGCAUAUUAUCGAGGUUGGUCAAACACCCGCCGGCAAUCAACCGUUCCCAAAGAAAGCCGUGGACGUAUUCUUCCCACCGGAGGCCCAGAACGAUUUCCCCGUCGCCAUGCAAGUUUCGCCUAAAUAUGAUGUCAUCUACCUCAUCACCAAAUACGGCUACAUACAUAUGUACGACAUCGAGACUGGAACAUGCAUCUAUAUGAACCGUAUCUCAUCUGACACUAUAUUUGUUACCGCGCCGCAUGAAGCAACUGGCGGUAUUAUUGGUGUAAACCGAAAAGGACAAGUUCUGUCAGUGACAGUAGAAGAGGACUCCAUAGUACCUUACAUAAACACUGUCUUACAAAACCCUGAAUUGGCUCUCCGACUGGCCGUUAGAAACAAUCUCGCAGGGGCGGAAGAACUUUUCGUUCGCAAGUUCAACAUGCUGUUUACCAAUGGACAGUAUGCUGAGGCAGCUAAGGUCGCAGCAAUGGCGCCUAGGGGCAUCCUCCGUACACCACAAACAAUCCAACGCUUCCAACAAGUGCCGACCCAGUCCGGUCAAACAUCGCCUCUACUACAAUACUUCGGCAUGUUGCUAGAUCAAGCGCAGUUGAAUAAGUUUGAAUCAUUGGAACUUUGUCGCCCUGUUUUACUACAAGGUCGUAAGCAACUUCUGGAGAAAUGGCUUAAAGAAGAAAAGCUGGAGUGUUCAGAAGAACUAGGUGAUUUGGUAAAGCCGGUGGACCUCACUCUUGCCUUGUCCGUAUAUCUACGUGCUAAUGUGGCCAGCAAAGUUAUCCAAUGUUUUGCUGAAACUGGACAGUUCCAGAAGAUUGUUCUGUAUGCUAAGAAGGUUGGAUACACACCAGACUACAUUUACCUGCUGCGUUCCGUGAUGCGCACCAACCCUGAGCAAGGUGCAGGAUUCGCUGGUAUGCUGGUGGCUGAAGACCCGCCGCUAGCUGACAUCAACCAGAUAGUUGACGUUUUCAUGGAACAGAACAUGGUGCAGCAGUGUACCGCUUUCCUCUUGGACGCGUUGAAGAAUAAUCGCCCCGAGGAGGGGCCCCUGCAAACAAGGUUAUUGGAGAUGAACUUGAUGUCAGCGCCUCAGGUGGCAGACGCUAUCCUCGGUAACGGCAUGUUCACGCACUACGACCGCGCGCACGUCGCCCAGCUCUGCGAGAAGGCGGGGCUAUUGCAACGCGCCUUGGAACAUUAUACUGACUUGUAUGACAUCAAGCGGGCUGUGGUUCACACCCACUUACUGUCCGCUGAUUGGCUGGUGACAUACUUUGGAACUCUGUCAGUUGAAGACUCACUGGAAUGUCUUAAAGCGAUGCUACAGGCGAACAUACGUCAGAACUUGCAGAUCUGCGUGCAAAUCGCGACCAAAUACCACGAGCAGUUGACCACUAAAGCACUCAUCGAGUUGUUUGAAAGCUUCAAGACUUAUGAAGGACUGUUUUAUUUCCUCGGCUCUAUUGUUAACUUCAGUCAAGAUUCGGAAGUCCAUUUCAAGUACAUUCAGGCUGCCUGCAAGACAGGUCAGAUAAAAGAAGUGGAACGUAUCUGUCGGGAAUCAAACUGCUAUAAUGCGGAGCGCGUUAAGAACUUCUUGAAAGAAGCCAAGCUGCCCGAUCAACUGCCGCUCAUCAUAGUGUGCGACCGCUUUGACUUCGUACAUGAUCUUGUACUCUAUCUAUAUAGAAACAGUCUGCAGAAAUACAUUGAAAUUUAUGUGCAAAAGGUGAAUCCAUCCCGAUUGCCGGUGGUAGUGGGAGGUUUACUCGACGUGGACUGCGCGGAGGAUAUCAUCAAGAACUUGAUACUGGUGGUCCGCGGACAGUUCUCCACAGACGAGCUGGUCGCUGAGGUCGAGAAGAGAAAUAGGUUGAAGCUACUUCUCCCGUGGCUGGAAACCCGCGUGCACGAGGGCUGUACUGAGCCCGCGACCCAUAAUGCUCUCGCCAAGAUCUACAUUGACUCCAACAAUAACCCAGAAAGAUUCCUCAAAGAGAACCAAUGGUACGACUCGCGCGUGGUGGGUCGUUACUGCGAGAAGCGUGACCCGCACCUCGCAUGCGUGGCAUACGAGCGCGGGCAGUGCGACCGUGAGCUGAUCGCCGUCUGCAAUGACAACUCGCUGUUCAAGACGCAAGCGCGGUACCUCGUGCGUCGCCGUGACCAGGACCUCUGGCUUGAAGUACUCGCUGAAUCCAACCCAUUCAAACGGCAGCUUAUCGACCAGGUUGUACAAACCGCAUUGUCGGAGACUCAAGAUCCCGAAGACAUUUCGGUGACAGUAAAGGCUUUCAUGACAGCAGACCUGCCCAAUGAACUGAUUGAGUUGCUUGAGAAGAUUGUACUCGACAACUCUGUGUUCUCUGAUCACAGGAAUCUGCAGAACUUGCUUAUACUUACAGCAAUCAAGGCUGACCGAAGCCGCGUGAUGGAGUACAUCAAUCGCUUGGACAACUACGACGCCCCCGAUAUCGCGAACAUAGCUAUCAACAACGAAUUGUACGAAGAAGCAUUUGCCAUCUUCAAGAAGUUCGAUGUUAACACAUCCGCCAUUCAGGUUCUAAUCGAACAAGUAAAAGACCUGAAACGAGCAUACGAGUUUGCGGAGCGCUGCAACGAGCCGGGCGUGUGGUCGCAGCUUGCUAAGGCACAACUCCAACAAGGGCUGGUCAAAGAAGCCAUUGAUUCAUACAUCAAGGCUGAUGAUCCUUCAGCAUACAUGGAUGUGGUGGACACCGCCACUAAACAACAGUCCUGGGAAGAUCUUGUUCGAUAUCUACAGAUGGCCCGUAAGAAGGCGCGUGAAUCUUACAUCGAAUCGGAACUUAUCUACGCAUAUGCCCGCACCGGUCGCUUGGCUGAUUUAGAGGAGUUCAUCUCUGGGCCGAACCACGCUGACAUACAGAAAAUCGGUGACCGAUGCUUCGAAGACAAGAUGUACAAUGCUGCUAAACUUCUUUAUAAUAAUGUCAGCAACUUUGCCCGUUUGGCCAUCACAUUGGUUCAUCUCAAGGAGUUCCAGGGUGCGGUGGACAGUGCCCGCAAAGCGAACUCAACUCGUACAUGGAAGGAGGUUUGCUUCGCGUGUGUCGACGCCGGGGAAUUCCGGCUGGCGCAGAUGUGCGGACUGCACAUUGUCGUACAUGCUGACGAACUCGAGGACCUCAUUAAUUACUAUCAGGACCGAGGCCACUUCGACGAGCUGAUCAGCCUCCUGGAAGCGGCUCUGGGUCUGGAGCGUGCGCACAUGGGCAUGUUCACCGAGCUGGCCAUCCUUUACUCCAAGUACAAGACCGCCAAGAUGCGCGAACAUUUGGAGCUCUUCUGGUCUCGAGUUAAUAUACCCAAGGUGUUACGCGCGGCGGAACAAGCUCACCUGUGGUCGGAGCUGGUGUUCCUUUACGACAAGUAUGAGGAGUACGACAACGCGGCGCUCACCAUGAUGCAGCACCCCACAGAGGCCUGGCGCGAGGGACACUUCAAGGACAUCAUCACUAAGGUGGCAAACAUGGAACUAUACUACAAAGCGAUCCAGUUCUAUUUGGACUACAAGCCCUUGUUACUGAACGAUCUGUUGCUGGUGCUCGCACCGCGCAUGGACCACACACGCGCUGUUAACUUCUUCACCAAAGCUGGUCAUCUGCAGCUGGUGAAGGCUUACCUCCGCUCCGUGCAGAGUUUGAACAACAAGGCGGUUAAUGAAGCACUCAAUUCACUGCUUAUUGAUGAAGAAGAUUACCAGGGUCUAAGAACAUCUAUAGAUGCAUUCGAUAACUUCGACACCAUUGCUCUCGCGCAACAACUAGAGAAACACGAAUUGACUGAGUUUAGAAGGAUUGCUGCUUAUCUGUAUAAAGGCAACAACAGAUGGAAGCAGAGCGUGGAGUUGUGCAAGAAGGACGCGCUGUACGCGGACGCGAUGGAGUACGCUGCGGAGUCGCGCCAGUCUGACGUCGCCGAGGAGCUGCUCAACUGGUUCCUUGAGCGCGACAACUUUGAGUGCUUCUCUGCUUGCCUGUACCAGUGUUACGACUUAUUGAAACCCGAUGUAGUUAUUGAACUGGCAUGGAGGCAUAACAUUAUGGACUUUGCAAUGCCUUUCCUAAUUCAAACUGUACGCGAGUUGACGACUAAAGUGGAAAAGUUGGAGGAGGCAGAUGCAAAACGCAGCACGGAGAGCGCAGAGCACGAGGCCAAGCCCGCCAUGAUGAUGGAACCUCAGCUCAUGCUUACCGCCGGACCGUCUAUGGCAUACCCUGGUGUGGCGGCCCAAGCGUCUCCGUACGCGUACGCCGCGCAAGCCCCGUCGCCGGCGCCUUACCAUGGUUACGGCAUGUAGGGAACUGCCUCCCCACGUGCGUGGGGGAACUACCAGUUCUAACUCCUAGGGACUACGCCCGGGGAUCUUCCUGUAUAUAGACAUGUCUAUCCCAACACUGCGUUAAUAGAUUCAGUUCCAACCUCUAUGCACUUUCUAUAUCUGCUUUUUUUGAAUAAAAAAUAUAGAAAGUUGUUAAACUUUUCAUAGAUUCGACAUUCUCUUUUUAAUUUCGUGGCCUAAUUUGUUUGAAAGUGCAUUGAGGUACAGGAUGUUUCAUGUUGUGGAAAUAUAAACGAUAUAAUUCAUAUAGCUCUCAUCGUUGCUACUUUCAUUGUGUAGUUAUUGAUGUUACAUACUUUAAAUUCCAUUUCAAAUAUAGUAAUAAAAUAAAUCAUCUUUAUGAUUAUUCACAAUAACAUUUAAGGUAAACGCAACUUUGAAAUUUUACGGUAUUAUUUAUUAGAUAAUUGUCGGCUAGUUAACCUACAGAAUAUCGGCUAAUUAGAAUUUGAAGUUUAUAACAGAAUAUAUAAAAUUUCAUGUCCAUGGUACGAUCAUUAGUGAGUCAUAGAUAAAUUUAAAGAGGUGUUACUAUUCUAUAUAUCCAGUUAUAAUAGCGUUCGUAUUUUAAAGUAGUGCGAGUGUAUACACUGUGUUGAUCGUAAUCUUUUAAAAAAGAGACCAGUUUU
Papilio xuthus (Asian swallowtail) is the source of this 5914-nucleotide messenger RNA. It is a transcript of the gene Chc, whose product is annotated as clathrin heavy chain. The record is from RefSeq and is a predicted model, not a curated record. Gene Ontology annotation, biological process: receptor-mediated endocytosis; intracellular protein transport. Gene Ontology annotation, molecular function: structural molecule activity; clathrin light chain binding. Gene Ontology annotation, cellular component: cell cortex; clathrin coat of coated pit; clathrin complex. The coding region runs from base 195 to 5243 and encodes 1682 amino acids. The transcript is spliced from 29 exons. NCBI's taxonomy places the organism in Eukaryota, Metazoa, Arthropoda, Insecta, Lepidoptera, Papilionidae.